CCGUCCCGGGAGUGGAGUGAAGCGACACCAAACAAAGGGGGCGUCUCUGUGGCUGGUGUAGUGUAUGGGAGGAGAAGGAAGCUGCAUCCCACGGUCGUCCACCCAUAUGGUAGAAGGAGGCUGUGGUUACUGGUAGGAGGAGACGGCAGUUGCUGGUAGGAGGAGAGUAUAAAGGAAAAAAGUAUUUGCCACCGCAGCUUGACCAUGUCACUCUCCGUUGAUAUACAGUUGAAGAGGUUGAGCAGAAUCUACCACCAGGGAGAAACUGUUAGUGGAGUGUUAGUGUUAGACAGUCGAUCUGAUGCAAGACACGAUGGCAUCACCCUGACUAUGGAUGGCGUCGCUAGUGUGCAGUUGUCUCCCAGAAGUGCAGGACUGAUCGAAUCAAUUGUUAAUUCCUCCAAGCCUAUCUCUCUGAUAAACCAAUCAGUGGAGGUUGCUAAAUCAGGCAAGAUACCCUCAGGGCAAACGGAAAUUCCAUUUGAACUUGCCCUUGUCCCACGUAACUCUUCCAAGACUCUGUAUGAAACUUACCAUGGGGUGUACAUCACAGUUCAGUACUCACUAAGGUGUGACAUCAAGCGUAGCCUCUUGGCAAAGGAUGUUACUAAAAUGCAGGAGUUUAUUGUUGAGUAUAGACCUGGUUCAGGAGACAAUGAAGAGCAGAAAAUAGUUAAUUUUGAAAUACGCCCUGAAACAUUACAAAAUGUUCGUGAUCGUGCACGCAUCCCACAAUUUUUGGUCAGGGGUCAUCUGGACACUUCUGUGUUCCCACUUUCAAAACCAAUAACUGGAGAGGUGACAGUGUGUGAGUGUGAAAGGGGCAUCAGCAGCAUAGAGCUUCAGCUGGUACGUGUGGAGACAUGUGGCUCUGCAGAAGGCCACACCAGAGAGGCAUCCGAGAUUCAGAAUAUACAAAUUGGAGAGGGUGAUGUGUGCCGAUGCAUUGCUAUUCCAAUUUAUAUGGUGUUUCCUCGUUUGUUCACCUGCAGCACUACUGUGGCUCCAAGCUUUAAAAUUGAAUUUGAGCUGAACAUAGUGAUAAUCUUUGACAACGAUCAUUUAGUUGUAGAGACAUUUCCAAUCAAGCUCAUACGCAGUUAAAUUUUAAGGACUAUCAGACAGAGAUGAGUGUCUUGGGUUUCACAGUUGAUCAUUCACAUAUGUAAUUGAUAAGACUGCAAUGUCUAUGUAUCCCUAGAGAUAUCCAAGUUGCUGCCUCAGCUGUGAGUAAUGCCACGAAAUCACACUUUCAAUUUAAAUUGAAAAUUUAGAAAAUGUACAUACAGUAUUCAUUAUAGUAUCAUAAUCUGUUUUCUACCUUUGUGGAAUGGGAAGAAUUUGUCUGGAAAAGAUAGAACAGUAUAGGAAAAGAAAGCUAAUGGUAUACAAAAUUACGCUCACUUUUUAAACAUGCUGUUUGUACUCAACAGCAUUAUAGGGCGCCUACACCAUCACAUUAACACACUUCAGAGUUGACAUGUACAAAUAUGUCAAUUAUUAACACACACUACAAUGCAGUACCUUUACUCCAGUCUUGUUUCCUAAAACAUAUGUUCUAGUCACACUUAAUCUUCAUCGUGUCUGUCCAGCAUCUUAGUCUUCAUUUCCUCAAAUUUACUUGAAUACAUUGCACAGUGACUUACGUAUGUGUUACCUGGUCAGUCAGGUUAAGCCCCAUUAGGUGACUGCAUGAACAGCCUUGCUCAUGGAUAGUGGAUGCCUCUAAAAAUGCUUAAUAGGCCUCAUGCUCUUAACAAUGGUAUAUAAGUACAGUAUACACUUUCUUCACUACUUGCUCAUGUAAUUCAUUUGCUCAACAUGGUAAGCUUGAGCAGCUCUUCCUUACUUAACUAUGCAGCUUUCCACAAGCACACCUAAUUAGGCUUUACCUUUUCAUCAUUCACACACUGCCAUGUAAUCCUUAUGUUUAAAUUAUGUAUUAUUGAUGAUAUAAAUCACAUCAAUUUCUCAGUGCAGUUGGCUCAUAAUUAACUGGAUUUGUGCUGAGGUUGAUACCUCAGGGCUUAGUUUUUCCUUGAACCUGAUACCACUAUUCACCUAGUUGUAAAUAAGUACCAGGGAGUUAAGAGAUUGAUAUGGGUUAAAUCUUGGAAGAUUAGUCAUUGGUCUUGAUAAGCCAUGCAGGCUUGGCUUUCUGUUUUUGACAAUGGGAAACCACAUACAGUACUUUUAGCUUUGACUUACAUAAAUGUGGACAUCAAAUUUUGUUUUUAAAACAUUCACCAUUUCCAUUUCUUUUCUCACUUAUUCCUCUUAAUGUAUAAUUGCUGGGCAGGAGAGAAACAGUCCGGCAAGUUUCCUUUCGCCUAAUGUCUCUGUUCACCUUUCAGUCGAUUAUGUUGGCUCAUAAUCGACUGAACUCGUUAAAUUUCCAGGCAAGUUGAUACCUCUGGGCACGUUUUUCUUGCACCUGAUACCUCUGUUCAUCUAGCAGUAAAUAGGUACCCAAGAGUUAGUCAGCUGUUGAGAGGUUGCAUCCUGAGGAACGUCAAAUUACUGACCUCGAUAAAAUUAUAUAUAUACACAUACACAGAGGCUUCCUGUCCCCAAGAAACAUUAUAUAUACAGUACAGUAUAUAAAUGCAUACUUUGGGGAUUUGUGUUUCCUGUUUGUGAGUCAAUAUGACCCACAUCACUUUAUCCCUCUUGCAAUGUAUCCCAAUCCUCAAGAAUAAAAAACAUUCCAAGGUAACAAGUUACAUUUCUGGUGUUUUCAUUAAUUAAUGAAAAAUAAAUUUGAAAAACUUUCUGACAAUUUUAGGUUAAUGACAUUACAUGUACAUCUAUGGACAUAAUUACUAGGAAUUUAUGAAAAACUUGUGCAAGCAGUGUGUGCACAAUCUAUAUGAGGUAGAUGUAUAAUUAUUUGAUUUAGAUUGAUUUUUUCAGUCAAAAAUAAGUUUAUAUUGAAGUAUAUUGGAUUUAAAGUUUGCCAGAGCUAAUACAGAGAUUUGGUUCUCGUGUACAUGAUUGUGCUGUUAUUACAUGUAUCUGUGAUAUACUGAAUUUGUUUAACAAACUAAUUUAUCAAUAUUGUACAGUAUUUCUAAUCUGCUUAUGAAUUUGUAAGAACACAAAUGUUGUUCAAUUAUUUUAUAUAUGAUGAACUGUAUUGAUUAGAACCUAUAUUCUUUAAAACAAUAUUAUAGACAUUUACAACUUAUUAAAUACUAUUGAUAUUAA
This is a messenger RNA of Procambarus clarkii (red swamp crayfish), 3207 nucleotides long. Its product is annotated as vacuolar protein sorting-associated protein 26C. NCBI's taxonomy places the organism in Eukaryota, Metazoa, Arthropoda, Malacostraca, Decapoda, Cambaridae. Gene Ontology annotation, cellular component: endosome. Gene Ontology annotation, biological process: intracellular protein transport. The record is from RefSeq and is a predicted model, not a curated record.